Cuscuta europaea is the source of this 6938-nucleotide messenger RNA. The record is from the annotation of a GenBank genome assembly. NCBI's taxonomy places the organism in Eukaryota, Viridiplantae, Streptophyta, Magnoliopsida, Solanales, Convolvulaceae.
UUAAACGGAGUAGAUGAUCAAAAUAACAAAUUUCGAAGAUUUCCUAAACCAAUGCAACUUGUACUUGUGUGAAGCUAUAAUUCCAAACGUAUGCGCGCGCCCUUUGCUUGAUAAAGCUUCGCCUUCCGAAAUCCGAAAUCCACAACUUUCAAUUAGCUCCACAAUAAACUUUAGGUAGAAAUCUCUCCUGUGUGAAAAAGGGUGCGAUUUAGGGUUUGAAAUACGGGCAUUCCAGUUAAUGGCUGCUAAAGACAGAAUUAGUGGACUACCUGGUGAUAUAUUUGACCAUAUUUUGGGGUUCUUACCAAUUCGAGAUGCUGCUAGAACAUCUGCUUUGUCUGCAGUUUGGAGAGAUGCUCAGUUAAGUCUUUCCCAACUCAAAUUUGACAAUGACUUUUUCUCUCACAUCCGGUGCCACUACAUUGCACAAUCAGCCAUUGAUACGUUUGUAAUUUCCAUAUGCAUGUUUGUGUUUUUAAUUAGUUUUGCUUGAUCUUUACUAUGGAAAUUACACACUUUUGGUGUAAUAGAUUAGUUUGUUAAAUUCAUGUAAAUAAUUUAGAUUAGAUAUAUUCUUAGCUCAAACAGGUCCUGAUCACUCAAAGUACAGUUGGUGAACCCAAAAAAGUGGAAAGAAGGUGCAUAAUUUGAAGACAAAAGAAGGAUCCUUAAUUUUGGUCUAUACUCGGUCGAGUAUUAACUAUACUCGAUCGGGUAUUAGGUUGAAACUUCAAAUCAGAUCAGAUCCGAAGACAAGGGAACAUGUCAGGAGGAUUUCGGCCACGAUUUAAUGUCUAUACCCGAUCGGGUAGACCGACAUACCCGAUCGGGUAUGCCUUUGAGUUUUAAACGAAGAUCGGUCGAGUAUGGCUCGAAUACCAUUUUCUAAGCAUACUCGACCGGGUAUAAACAUAUACCCGAUCGGGUAUACCUGUGGAAAAUAGCCUGAAACCGAUCGAGUAUACCUCGAAUCGAGUAUUACACACAUACUCGAUCGGGUACCAUGUAUAUACCCGAUCGAGUACCCGAAUCCCAUCCCAAAAGCCUAUAAAUACACCUCCUUUCCUUCACAAAAAGAGAUCCAAUUCCUUUGUACAUCUAAGCUCAGUAUAGAAUAGUUCUUUCUUUAUAUUUUUCAUCAUGUUUAGUCUCCAAAUGAGGAGCUAAACUCUUCCAUCUUGGUUUUGCUACUUUGAAGCUUAAUGAAUUUGUAAGUUGUGAGUUAUUUUCUUUAAUCUUCUUCCUUGAAUAUUAAUUCUUCUUUUAAAAUACUAUUUCUAUAUCAAAGUUGGGGAGUGUUACUAAGAUGACAAUUAGUUAACAUCUUGACAUUGGUUAUAAUAAUAGCUAUUUCUUCCUCUAUGUUAAUAUUGGGGAGUGUUACUAGGAUGACAAUUAGUCAACAUCUUGAUAUUAAUCAUAGUAGGAUUCAUAUUCUUUAAUAUUCUUCCUUGAGUAUUAAUUAAUUCCUAUUCAUAUUUCAUGUUAAUAUCUUAAACAUUACUUAAAGUAUCAACUAGUAUUGUUUCUCAUAUUAAUUAUUACUAGAAUCAGUCGGUUAAUACGCUUGUUAUUAAUCCGGUUCUUUCAACGGUAGUAAACUUGGAAUGUUAAUGCAUGCAUCUCAUGGUUAAUAUGCCAAGGGGAAUUAAUUAUAUCGAUUAAACCAAUAAACCGCUUGUGUUGAGAUUAUCAAUCUCAAUCGUUUUCAUCUUAAGUUUAUUGCUACUAUCAAGUUAAUAUACGGCGCUUGUUCUAUAUUGACUCGAUAGUAAGUUUUAUUAAUGAAUGCAUCUCGUUAUUAAUAACUACCCUCGAUGAACUGGAUAUACUCCUCGAUUGAGUAUUCGAGAGGAAGAUAGUUAAAGAUAUAACCGGGAUCGGCGAACAUUUCAUUAAGUGGAUAAAAGUAAAACCAAGUCCUCAUCUCAUUAAAUUAAACUCAUAUAGGUUGUUUAUCUUAGUGUUUUUAAAUCUAACAAAUCUAAACCCCCCUUGUUACUACUUAUAUUGAAGAAAAGUAUUCCUUUCCCUGCGGAUACGAACCUUACUUCACUAUACUACGUAUUAGUGCUGUAUUGAUAAAUUAUUUUGAGUGCACCUCACGACAAGUGCACGUCAGCCAUGAUUGUAAUUAGCAAAAUUCUCAUGAAACACAAGGGACCUAUUAGAAAGUUUGUUUUCCGGUGUUUCAUGUUUAAAAAAGGAGAUAUGAGAAAGUCUAGAUGGGUUGAAUUUGAUGAAUGGUUACUUUUUCUCACAAGAAAUAGGGUUGAAGAAUUGGACCCGUUUUUUAUGCCAUCGGCAUACGUACUGCCAGAUUUCAUCAUUUCUUGCUCAACCCUCAAGAAGCUGCGUCUUUUUGGGGUGUUUCUUGAACCAAUAAAGACCCCCUGCAUAUUUCCCAAUGUCACUUCUCUUUGUCUUCAAUGUGUUCUGUUUGGUUCCAGAAAUCUUCUUCAUUCUCCCACUGCUCUUCCAAUGCUCAAGAGUCUUGAGUGUGCAAAUAUAUCUAGUUUCAACAUUACUGCCCCAAAACUUCGAAGUUUAAAAGCUCUUGGUCGUACUAUUCAUGGUGUACUUCCGGUUACGUUGGACUUGAAUCCCAUCUGUUCUCUUCAUCUCUGUGAUUGUUCUGCUAAGGAUAUUAUUGAAGAAUUAACUAGACUGGGAAAACAUGGAAGUACACUCAAUGUGGGAUGCCUCAAGCUACAUUUGUGGGUGGAACAUGAUGAAAUUCCUUCCUUCAUUAAUUUGUUGCGAAUGUGCCCACAGCUAUACAAAGUUGAUGUACAGCUAUCGGUACCUAAGUCGGUAAUCUUCGGCGUAAUGGAUAAUCAUUGUUCUAUUAAAUUAAACUGUUCAUGUAUCCUCUUAGGUUGUGGAAAUUAUUGUUGGCCUGAAUGAGAUAUUCUCAUUUUUCUAAAUGCUUUUAGACUGAUGUAGUGGCUACUACUAUGGACACAGUAUUGGAGCAUCCGGAGUUUAUUGUCACUGAAACAUGCAAAAGCGUCCAUAUGUUGAAUCUUUCUUGUGCUUUUCGAGGGUCUAGGCCCGAAAUGCUGCUCUUCAAGUGGCUACUGUCGUGCUUUCCCAUGCUUGAGAAGGUUUUCAUAUUUCAGAGUAAAGUAUUUUGCUCCAACACGGAGUUUAAAAAUGAGAGAAAGCUUUUGCGCUUUCUGCGGGCUUCUUCAAAAGCAAAAAUUGUUUAUACCUAAAAACGUGUUUAGAUUUUAAGUGUUUUGCACUAUAGUACAUAACUUCAGGUAUGUAAACUGUCUACCUCUGUAUAGAAUUUUCCACCACUUUUGAACUUCUUUAAGGGGAUUUCUCAAUCAGCUAAACCAUGAGUGGAAUUAUACACCGAAGAUAGGGUAGACCCGUUUGGGCCUUCCAAAAGUAAGAUUCUUGACUAUAUUCGGUUCGAUGUUCGAAGAUGGUUUUGAUUUUGUGAUGAUUUCAAUUGUUACAAGCUUUUUGUUUUUAAAUGUCAUCCAAUGAUUUUGAUAUUUAAUUAGAGGACUUUCUGUGUUUUUAAAAUGAAAUUAAUGUGGGAAAAUCAUCAAAUAGUGUUCGUAAUAUUUCAAAAUAAUCAAUUGAAAUAGCGAAAAAAACACUCCAUUAAACUUGUAAACUUUACUGUGUAUAAUAUUUACGAACACAUUGCUUCACACUGUUUGUUAAGCCUUAUUUUGGUUUUACAAAAUUAUUAAUAAAGGAGUGAAAAGUAAAAGUUGUUGUUGAGAUUUAUAUACUACCUCCGUUUGUUUUAGUUGCAACAUUCGUGAAUUAUAUAUUAUUCACAUUCUCAACUUGGCUUUAUUUUAUUUAUUAAUGUAUAAUAAUUUUUACUAAAAUUGUUAAAUUCCCCCCAUUUUAAAUUUUCUCAAUCUGAAUUUUUUAUUUAUUUACAAAUAAAAAAUGAAAUAUAUGGAUAGUCAACUAUCGAGGUGAUGUACAAGAAUGUGCCAACUAUCGAGGGAUUAAGCUUAUGACUCACACCAUGAAACUUUGGGAACGAGUGAUUGAGCAAAGAUUUUGAAGAACUGUAAAGAUUUCAGAGAAUCAAUUCGGUUUUAUGCCUGGUCGCUCAACAAUUGAGGUCAUUCACCUUCUUUGGCAACUUAUGGAGAAGUAUAGAGACGCUUAUAAGGAUCUGCAUUUGGUGUUCAUUGACUUAGAAAAAACAUAUGAUAGGGUACCUCGAGAAGUUCUUUGGUGGGUCUUAACUAGGAAAGGCAUAUCAUGCAAAUAUAUCAGCAUCAUCAUGGAUAUGGAUGAGGAUUGUACUACAAGUGUCGUACUAGUGUAGGGAGGACUGAAGAGUUCCCUAUUACUAUCGGAGUGCACCAAGGAUCGGCCUUGAGCCCUUUCUUAUUUGUCAUAGUCAUGGAUGAACUUACGAAGUCAAUUCAAGACGAUAUACCUUGGUGCAUGAUGUUUGCCGACGAUAUUGUAUUGAUUGAUGAGACACAAUCAGGUCUUAAAGCAAAGUUGGAAAUAUGACAACAAACAUUGGAGAAUAAGGGUUUCAAACUAAGUCGGAGCAAGACAGAGUACAUGGAGUGCAAGUUUGGUGGAGGUAAAAGCAGUGGUAAUAGCGGAAUUACUCUGGAUGGUAAGGAGAUACCAGUCAGCGAUAUGUUCCGUUACUUGGGCUCCAUAAUUUAGACGGACGGUGAGUUAGAUGGAGAUGUAUCCCAUAGAAUCAGAACAUGGUGGAUGAAGUGGAAGAGUGCGUCAGGAUUUCUAUGCGAUUGAGGUAUGUCGACUAGACUGAAUGGUAAAUUUUAUAGGACAGCAAUUAGGCUUGCAUUACUGUAUGGCGUAGAAUGUUGGGUGGUGAAAAAAUGUCACAUUCAAAAGAUGAGUGUGACAAAGAUGCGCAUGCUGCGUUGGAUGUGUGGGCAUACUAGGAAGGACCGCGUGAGGAAUGAGAUAAUCAGACAAAGGGUGGGAGUAGCACCUAUUGAAGACAAGAUGCGGGAGUCACGCCUACGGUGGUUUGGUCAUGUGCGUAGAAGACCGAGUGAUGCACCUGUCAGACGAGUUGAGAUGUGUGGAGAAGAGGUAGGGAAGAGAGGGAGAGGAAGACCCAAACAGACGUGGGUUCGGGGAGUUCAAAGUGAUAUGUUUUUUCUGGGGUUGGAUGAGGGCAUGACUUUGGAGAGAACUAAGUGGGGAGGUGGGUAUUCGUGUGGAGGAGUGAUCUCGUAUCAUCUUUUUCCUUCAUCUUUUUUUCCUUGUUUUUUAUCCUUAUAUAUGUAAGCAUUAUUUGUAUCCUUUUUAUUUUAUCAUUUUUUAUGUAUAUUCAUCUCUUUUUAUAUUAUCUUUUUCUAAUAGCUUAUCUUUUUUAUCUUUAUUUUCAUUCUUUUUCCUUUUGGUUGUGAUAUCAUGUAUCGAUUCAUGUUAGCCGACCCCAAUAUCUUUUGGGACUAAGACUUGGAUGUUGUUGUUGUUAUUGUUGUAUGGAUAGUCAAACUUUUGUGUUGACUAACAUGAAAAUUGAACUGUUGUAACUAAAAAGAAGAGAUGAGGCAUAAUAAAGUGAUAGGUUGUUAGUUCAUAAAUUUCUUUCUAAAUUUAUAAUUUAGAAGUUUCUCCGAGUCAUUUUAUUCUUCACUCUUUGUGAGACUAGAUUAGACUUGGGUUUGUACAUAUUUAUUUUGGGCCGAAGGGCUUUAUUUCUUUGUACACACUUGUAUAAAUACUCUUGUAUUGUGUUAAUAGAAGGCAAGAAAAGAUUUUCUCUCCAUUUAGCAUAACCGUUCCAAUAUGGUAUCAGAGCCGUGAGGGAGUCUCAUGCAAUACCUAUGUUCGACGCCGUCUUCCUCGCAGGUCUGCACCAGUGUGCUUCGGCCCAGCGAUAUGGGCGAUAUCACUUCUCCAUAUUAUUUUGGUUCAGGAGAUCAGCCCGGGAACCUUAUUACUCAUAUAAUUUUCAAACGCCGUCUUCCUGCCUGUUGAUCAUUGUGUAAAAUCUAAAAUGAAUAGCGAUUCAGACUUAGUUUGAUGUACAGGUAUGGGUCGGAAUAUUAUUUGUAUCCAUUUCAUGUGUUAGAAAGAAAUUCAAUAAUCAAGCACUAGUGUUCGUAAUGCCUGUCCGUAUUUCUAGGCUUCAAGUUUGAUGUUCAUAUAUUCAUGUUUAGCAUCUGCAUGUAGCUGUAGUGAUUGCAUUUCAAUUACUCCCUCCGUCCCUAAAUUAUCUUCAAACUUUCCUUUUUCGUCCGUCCCAAAAUUAUCUCCUCUUCCCCAUUUUAGCGAAAAAUUUGUGAUUCACAACCAUUCUUACACAUUUCUCUCUCCUCUGCACAACUCUCCACCACACAAAUCCCACUAUCUUAAUAAAUGUGCCCAGCCGAAAAGGGAGAAAGAUUAGGGACCGAGGGAGUACUUGUUUUAUAGCUUUCUGGAAUAUGGUUUAAUUGGUUGUGCUUCCUUCAAUUCGCAUCUCUUAAAGUUAUCUAGGGAUUCUGGGGCAUGGCUGCUAAUGACAGAAUCAGUGGACUUCCCGGUGAUAUACUUGACCAUAUUUUGGGGUUCUUACCAAUCUCAGAUGCUGCUAGAACUUCUGCUUUGUCUACAGUUUGGAGAGAUGUUUGGUUAAGUCUUUCCAAACUCAGCUUUGACAGUAUAUUUUUCAAUUACAUCCGGUGCCACUACAUUGCAGAAUCAGCCAUGUUUGUAAUCAACAAAAUUCUCAUGAAGCACAAAGGACUUAUUCGAAAAUUUGUUUUCCAUUUUCGUAAUUUCUUGUGGGCAAAAAGAAAUGCAAACAGAAAUGCAAAUUGUAGUUGGGUUGAAGUUGAUGAAUGGUUACAUCAUCUCACAAGAAAUGGAGUUGAAGAAAUGGACCUGUCUUUUGGUCCAACUACAUAUGUAUUGCCUGAUUUCAUAUUCUACACGCACGUAUUGAAUAAAUAUAGAUGUAUCAAAAU